GAUCUUUUCUCUGUGAACAUAAACCAAACCUCUAUAGUCUAUGACUCUGUCUGUCUCCUCUCUCUCACUUCCCAUUAACCCCCAUCUCAUCUACUCCUUUCAUUUUCUCUCUCCUCUUUUUUUUUCCCUUCUUUUUUUUCUCUCUCAUUUCUCUGCUUUUUCCCAUCACAAAAGAUCGAUCAUCUUUCUUACUUUUUCCAUGUAAUCUUUGAAAUUCUUUACCUCAAAUUCGUUCUUAAAAGCUCUCAAUUCAACUCGAUCCCCGAUUUCUAGGGUUUCCACUUCAAUUUCCAAUUCAAGUGGCGGAAAAUCGACAAUUCUAGGGUUUUUUCGGGGGGUUCUAGUUUCGUCGUUAGGGUUUGUAUGAGGAUUUGGUGUUGUCUGCCAUGCUUCGUCGGCGACGAUAGAGAAGAUACCAUGAGAAGUGAAAAAGAUAGUGAAACUCAGAAUUUGAAGGAAGAGGUUAAAGAAGAAGAAGAAGAACAAAAAGAAGAAGAACAACAAGAAGAAGAAUUGUCGUCGUCUGAGGGUUUGGAAUUAGGGUUUUGUUUAGGAUUACCUGGGAGUAGUAGUGGUAAUAGUGGUAGUAGUAAGAGGAGUGUUGAGGGAUUGAAAGGUGGUUCGAAGAGAGAUCUUGGGGGUUUCCUCGUUGAGAGGGAGAAGAGUCUUAUUGAAUCGUUGAAGCUUUCGAUUGGCGGAAGUAGUAGCCAUCCUUUGCCAUUUCUUGAUUACUCUAGCCUAACCCGCAAUGUGAUUGAUGCUGGGGAGUCUUCAUUUUCUUUACUGAAAGAUAAUUUUAUCUCUGAUUUGCAGCAUAAGCGUGCCAAACUCGAGUCGAUUUUUCAAGAAAGCCAUUCAACAGAUCCCCUUUCCUGUACUUAUAAUAACAGUUCGGAUGCAAUAAGGAGCUGCAGUAUCUCUCCAAAAUGUUCUAUUGUUUCAAAAAAUAAGAUUCUGGACCUAACUUCUCCAGUGGAUGAUUUUGUAAAUACUGUAAGCUAUGAUAUAAGUGAAGAUAUCAUUGAGGGAAUUACUGAUACUUCAGACAUGGAUGGCAUGGCAAUUCCGUUGGAUCUUUCAGAUGAUCUGUUACAUAUGGUAUUCUCUUUCCUUGGCCAUGCACACCUUUGCAUAGCUGCAAUGGUGUGCAAGCAGUGGCGAGCUGCCAGCGCUCAUGAAGAUUUCUGGCGAUCUCUGGAUUUCGAAAAUCGAAACAUAUCUGUGGUACAACUGGAAGAUAUCUGUCAUCGGUAUCCAAGGGCUACUGAAGUGAAUCUUUGUGGUAACCCUGAGAUGCACAUGCUUGUCAUGAGAGCAGUUUCUUUGUUGAGAAAUCUUGAGGCUUUGACCUUGGGCAGAGGACAACUUGGUGAAGCAUUUUUUCAUGCUCUUUCUGGGUGUCCCUAUUUGACGAAGUUGGUUGUUUGUGAUGCUGCCCUCGGAAAUGGCGUGCAAGAGAUUUCUAUUAAUCAUGACAGGUUGCAGCAUCUUCAAGUUACGAAGUGUCGUGUGCUUCGUGUGUCUGUAAGGUGCCCCCAGCUUGGUACACUAUCUUUGAAGCGUAGUAAUAUGGCACAUGUGGUGCUUAAUUGCCCUCUUUUGCAUAAUCUGGAUAUUGGCUCUUGCCACAAGCUCCCUGAUGCAGCGAUUCGUUCUGCUGUCACAUCAUGCCCCCUUUUAGAAAAUCUGGACAUGUCAUGCUGCUCUUGUGUUAGUGAUGAAACGCUUCGUGAAAUAGCUCAAGCUUGUGCAAAUCUGCGUGAACUCAAUGCUUCAUAUUGCCCCAACAUUUCCCUUGAGUCUGUGAAAAUGCCGUUGCUAACUGUUCUGAAGCUUGAGAGCUGCGAGGGCAUAACUUCUGCUUCAAUGGCUGCAAUAGCUUUCAGUAAUAUGUUGGAGGUGUUGGGCCUUGACUUCUGCAACUUAUUGACCUCUGUUUCUUUAGAGCUUCCUCACCUGAGCAAUCUAAGUUUGGUGCAUUGUCGCAAAUUUGUAGACUUGAAUCUACGAUGCCUUAUGCUGUCAUCUCUGAACGUAUCUAAUUGUCCUGCACUUCACCGUAUUAGUAUUACUUCAAAUGCACUCAAAAAACUAGCAUUGCAUAAACAAGAAAGCUUGAACUCACUAUCAUUGCAUUGUCAAUAUCUAGAAGAAGUGGAUCUUUCUGAUUGCGAGGCUUUGACAAAUUCAGUAUGCGAUGUCUUCAGUGAUGGAGGUGGAUGCCCAAUGCUGAAAUCAUUGGUCCUCGAUAACUGCGAGAGUCUAACUGCAGUUGGACUACGUAGUACAUCGCUUGUGAGCCUUUCACUGGCUGGUUGCCGUGCCAUCACAACUCUUGAUCUCAAAUGUCCAUAUCUUGAGCAAGUACGGUUAGAUGGUUGUGAUCAUCUUGAAAGAGCUUCAUUUCUCCCGGUUGGCAUGCGAUCUCUAAACCUUGGCAUUUGUCCAAAACUGAGUGCUCUCCAUAUUGAAGCACCUCGCAUGGUUGGUCUUGAGCUGAAAGGAUGUGGUGUAUUAUCUGAAGCUUCAAUAAAUUGCCCUCUUCUUACAUCCUUGGAUGCAUCCUUCUGCAGCCAGCUCAAGGAUGAUUGCUUGUCUGCAACGACUGCUUCAUGUCCUCUUAUAGAUAAACUGAUACUGAUGUCCUGCCCUUCUAUUGGUUCUGAUGGGCUGUCUUCUUUACGCUGGCUUGAAAAUCUCAUUUAUCUUGAUUUGUCUUACACUUUCUUGACGGAUUUGCAACCAGUGUUCAGCUCUUGUUUGCGACUCACGGUUUUGAAGCUGCAAGCGUGCAAGUAUUUGAAUGAUUCAUCACUUGAGGCUCUCUACAAGGAGGGUGCUCUGCCUGCAUUACGUGAACUGGACUUGUCUUACGGGACGCUCUGUCAAUCUGCCAUAGAGGAGCUGCUAGGAUACUGUACACAUUUGACCCAUGUCAGUUUGAAUGGCUGUAAAAAUAUGCAUGAUUUAAAUUGGGGAUUUACGAAGCUGUCAAGCUAUCAGGCUUCUAGUCUUCCUUCUCGUCAGCAUAUCAAUGAGCCUAUUGAGUUUCCACCUCGCUCACUUGAGAAUCUCAAUUGUGUUGGUUGUUUAAACAUCAAAAGAGUUUAUAUUCCAUCUUUAGCCCAGUGUAUCCAUCUGUCAUCAUUGAACCUCUCUCUCUCAGUGAAUCUAAAGGAGGUUGAUGUUGCUUGUUCCAAUUUGUGCUUUCUUAACUUGAGUAAUUGUUGCUCACUGGAAAUUUUGAAGCUGGAUUGUCCAAAAUUGACCAGCUUAUUUCUUCAGUCCUGCAAUGUCAACGAGGAGACGGUGGAGUCUGCAAUAUCAAGAUCUAGCUUGCUCGAAACUCUUGAUGUUCGCUUUUGCCCCAAGUUCUCCUUGGAGGCUGCGACCAAAUUUCGGGACAAAUAUCCUAGCUUGAAACGUGUCUUCGUUGGUAGUAAGUAACUGUAGAGAAUUAUGUAUUAUCAUGAGUUGCCUGCAGUCAGGGUCCUGUCGUGUGGUGUGCAAAAAGAAUAUGGUCAAGGCCUCUGUAUUGUUGUUAUUUGGUUUGUCUAUGAGCCAUUUUUCUGUCUUGUCCCUGGUGGACAACACACAAUAAGGUCUCUUGUAUGUCUAUUGAUUGAUAGGUUAUUUUACAUAAAAUCCGUCAUAAGAGGGAGUAAAUCUUGUUAGUGUUGGCCUCACCCGGUUGAGGCCAAUGCCUUAUUGUUGUGAAACAGUUUGUACUUGCCUUAUUUAUUUCAGGCAUAGCUAUUCUAUAGAAUCUUCUUGUAACGUUUGUUGGAAAUAUAAGAAAUAGAAAUAAGCUUUUCUGUCAA
Molecule: messenger RNA, 3821 nt
Organism: Beta vulgaris subsp. vulgaris (sugar beet)
Lineage: Eukaryota; Viridiplantae; Streptophyta; Magnoliopsida; Caryophyllales; Amaranthaceae
Product: F-box/LRR-repeat protein 15
Exons: 17
Coding region: 364-3447 (1027 amino acids)
Molecular function (GO): protein binding
Source: RefSeq, a predicted model, not a curated record